Messenger RNA from Cavia porcellus (domestic guinea pig), 2565 nucleotides. It is a transcript of the gene Sash3, whose product is annotated as SAM and SH3 domain containing 3. The coding region runs from base 204 to 1346 and encodes 380 amino acids. Lineage: Eukaryota; Metazoa; Chordata; Mammalia; Rodentia; Caviidae. Gene Ontology annotation, biological process: positive regulation of B cell proliferation; positive regulation of immunoglobulin production; positive regulation of adaptive immune response. The record is from RefSeq and is a predicted model, not a curated record. Gene Ontology annotation, molecular function: protein binding. Gene Ontology annotation, cellular component: nucleus; cytoplasm. The transcript is spliced from 8 exons.
UCACGUGUCAGGGCUUCCUGUAUGCUGUUGCUGCCGGGUGUCCAUGGCCCGCACCCCCAAGCUGCCACUGCAGCAGUCAGAGUGGCAGCCAGAGGCUUGGUCCAUGCUGUGCCCUCCGGACAGUGCUGGUGAGGCUGAGCAAAGGGCCUCCACAUUUCGACACCCAGGAGAGCAGGGAAAGAGUCUCACGGGAGUAAACGACCAUGUUGCGCCGCAAGCCCUCCAAUGCCAGUGAGAAGGAGCCCACUCAGAAGAAAAAGCUCUCUCUUCAGCGCUCCAGCAGCUUCAAGGAUUUUGCCAAAUCCAAACCCAGCUCCCCCGUGGUGAGCGAAAAGGAAUUUAAUCUGGAUGAUAAUAUUCCAGAAGAUGACUCAAGUGUUCCCACCCCAGAGGAUGCUGGGAAAAGUGGCAAAAAGCUGGGGAAGAAGUGGAGAGCAGUGAUUUCCCGAACCAUGAACAGGAAGAUGGGCAAGAUGAUGGUGAAGGCCCUGUCAGAGGAGAUGGGAGACACGCUGGAGGAGGGCUCAGCUUCUCCAACAUCUCCAGAUUGCAGCCUGGAUAGCCCUGGCCCUGAGAAAAUGGCCCUGGCCUUUGCUGAUCAGGAAGAGCAUUCACAUCCAGUGCUCAGCCGCCAGGCAUCAACGGGUAGUGAGCUCUACAGCCCCAGCACAGGCUCUGGCAGCUUUGGGGAGGAAUCAUCUACUCCACUGUACAUAGGACCCUUCUGUGGCCGAGCUAGGGUCCACACCGACUUCACUCCCAGCCCCUAUGACCAUGACUCGCUGAAACUGCAGAAAGGAGAUGUGAUCCAGAUCAUUGAAAAGCCACCUGUGGGCACAUGGCUGGGCCUGCUCAAUGGCAAGCUGGGCUCUUUCAAAUUCAUCUACGUGGAUGUGCUGCCUGAGGAGGCUGUGGGCCCUACCCGCCCCAGCCGCCGACAGAGCAAAGGCAAAAGGCCCAAGCCCAAGACUCUGCAUGAGCUGCUGGAGCGCAUUGGCCUGGAGGAACACACAUCUACCCUGCUUCUCAAUGGCUACCAGACACUGGAAGACUUCAAAGAACUACGGGAAACACACCUCAAUGAGCUGAACAUCAUGGACCCACAACACCGGGCCAAGCUGCUCACAGCUGCAGAGCUGCUGCUGGACUAUGACACUGGCAGUGAGGAAGCUGAAGAGGGCGCUGAGAGUGGCCAUGAGCCAGUGGUGCACACAGUGUCGGAACACAAGGUGGACAUCCCACGUGACUCCGGAUGCUUCGAGGGCUCAGAGAGCGGGCGUGAUGAAGUGGAGCUGGCAGGCACUGAGGAGCAGCUGCAGGGCCUCUCUCUAGCUGGGGCACCUUGAGGUAGAGGCAGCACAGGCCAAGGUUGGGCCUGAGCUGCAGAGGCCACAGGAAUGAAAAGCCUGGGCCCAGAGGACAGUGCCAAGCUUGGCCCUGUUUUCCCAGGGUCAGUUAGGGCCACAGGCCUGGCCAGAGCCCUAUAGGCUCAGCUGGAGUGGACAAAGGCACAUCCCUCCUCCAGACCCCUUUCUUUUCCAAUGACUGACAGCACAGCCCUCCUGGCACCAUCCACACCCCCAGGCCACAGCCAUAGCAGAUGGGGCAUCAAGGGAAGAAAGCUGAGUGUACCCCACUUUCUUUUUAACUUUCUUAGGGGUUUGGCUACCCAAUUACUAUGAGACUUGAACCAAGUGCUUUCCCCUCUCUGGGCUUUGUACCUACCAGAUAUAAUGGGUAGUUAUUGAGGACUUCCUGGCCAACUCUGACACUGUAUGAUUUUUUUGUUCUGGUUUUUGGUCUUUUUUGGUGCCGGGGAUGGAACUCAUGACCGCCAUUUGCUAAGCCACACUUACACCCCUGAGCUAAACUCCUGGCCAACACUGUAUGAUUUUAAACGUGUGCUCUCCUGCUACCUGUGGCCUGGGGCACCAGUGGGAAGUAUUGAGGAGGCUGGAGGGGCCUCAGGCUUUCAAGUGAAAUGGCUCUUCCUGCCUAUCCAUUUCACACCUUCCAUGUGACUCAAGCUGAGAUGCAACUUCCUCUAGUUUAAAACAAUGCCUAUACCUCAGACAAUGUGCACCCUCUUCCGUCCCUGGCCCCCGCAAAUUAGGCUUCCCACAAGACUAAUAGCAGGUGGUCAUACCUCGCUCUCAAGGACACAAAUGCCUCAAAUGCUAGUUGUAGGUCUAGGUCCAGACUUGGCCACACGUGCAGGCCCUCAAGCAAAGAAAGCACUAAGCUUGACAUUGAGACGAUCACUGGCCAACACAGCUUUGCUAAUGUUUUGGUGUACCCUGAGCUCCAGAAACUGUGGAGGGUAUCUGGUGAUAAAGACCUCUCUUGACUCCAGUAGCCAAUCUUUGCCAUGAAUCUCCCAGACAAACCCUUCCCUGGUAUGGGACAAACAAUUGUCCACUACCUCUAGGACUGCCUACUUCGUAGUCACACUUCUUGAUCUGCUAUCAGGAACUUGGGGAAAACUAGCUUUGCGGAAGGGGCUAGGUAUAAAUAUGAAGGGGGGGGGAGACAAAUCAGAAGAAAUAAAAUACAGGUAGAAUGAAA